UUGUUUCAGGAUUGCCCGAGUGGCACUUUUUGUGUGCGUAACUCUUCAAACAAAGGCGAUUAUACACUCACUCUCAAAUAUGGUGAGAGAAUUCGUUUGAUCAAAAUCAUUGUCCUUGGAGGAAAUUGUGGUUUCACGCACGAUACGUUGAAGUUCGACUCAGUUGUUUCAUUAAUUCACUACUAUCGAAGGAAUUCAUUAGAGGAGUACAAUCGACAAUUGUCAACGGUACUUUUAUACCCGCUGCGGAAGCCGAAUUUUGAACGGACCUCUUGGAUAAUCGAUGGUGAGCACAGUGUGGAACACUUGUUGUGCCAGUUGCGCGGGCUACAGGCUGCAUAUUUGCGAGUUAUACGACGCGAUGAUCAGGUUUCUGGGGAGCUUGAUUCGCUGAGAGAAGAGCUGCAAAAAAAACGGCAUGCGUGGGCCGCUUUCACAGCAACACAUGCUCUUUUUCUCACGCAGAUGGAGCUGCUGGAGAACAAUAGGAAGUUGCUGUCAGACCAGUCUGAAAUCGAGCAAUUAAAUAACAACAGGGAAGUCCAGCAGAGAAGGUUGGAGAGCAUACGUUUCCAGCAAGUUCAAAUGAGUGAUCAAAUUGAAACAAUCGAGAAAAACAUUAAAGAAAAUGAAGUGCUACAUUGCAGCUUAAUGCCAAAGCUUUCUAAGCUACAUAGAGAGCUGAACACUUGUCAGUUUCGUCUUUGUCAAAUGAACGUUUCACAAGUAGCGAUGGAUAAAAUUUUGCAAGAAGUGUCUUUCCUUGCCGAUACGGAACCAGAACCAUUGGCAAGGAUUUUACUCCAACUGACACUGCGAUGGCAACCAGACAGAUAUCUCGCACUUGAUUGCACAAAGGUUUUCCAUCUGUUUUUAAGUUUUCUUCUCAUCGCAAAUCGUUGCUGCGCGUUAACUCAUUCGGUAAAUAAAACAAAUAGCGGUGCGCACAAGGGUAGUUGGUGCGAUCAUGCGUUUUGAGC
This is a messenger RNA of Gongylonema pulchrum, 980 nucleotides long. The record is from the annotation of a GenBank genome assembly. NCBI's taxonomy places the organism in Eukaryota, Metazoa, Nematoda, Chromadorea, Rhabditida, Gongylonematidae.